Messenger RNA from Cercospora beticola, 2118 nucleotides. RefSeq lists its product as uncharacterized. Lineage: Eukaryota; Fungi; Ascomycota; Dothideomycetes; Mycosphaerellales; Mycosphaerellaceae. The record is from RefSeq and is a predicted model, not a curated record.
AUUCGUCGAGCCGCGACGGAUCCAUCUGAUCUACAUUCAACGAGCCCUAGCGGCCUGCAUUCGCAGGGAGGGGCUGCGGAAGCACUGCCCAGAGCGUAGAGUAGCACAGGACUAGAGUUUCCGACCGUCCUCGCAACAUCUACCUUCAAUGAGGAUGCUGAUGAGGACGACGAUUACGCCCAUCAACGAUGGAUGAUCGAGGACUUUUACGACCCAAACAGAGGUCACGUCAAAGAAGCUGCGCAGAAUGGCAGCGAGUUCGAUGGGGAUGAUCAUGGUGCUGAGGCAAGCCAAGCUUCUGACGACGAGGCCAGUGUGUACUCCGACGUUGAGCGAGUUCCUGACCUCGAUGACAGCGUAGAGACUCCUGCAUGGAGACAACCUCUCUCGGAGGGCACGGCUUCACUGGAAGUUUGUACGAGCGAUGAAGCUCACAGUGCUGAACACGCAAGCGACCAGCACGACGAUACAUCUACCCAGCCUGAUACUGAACCUGAUAACAGCCUAUCCCGCGACCCUUCUGUUCCACGCUUACAGUUCUUGGGGCUCUGGGAGGAGCAAGACUUGACACCACAAGAGAGAAUAUACACGAUGCCGUCUAUCACCGAAGAAAGUCUGCGCACUUACGAGAGCAACGUUGAAACAUACGCAGUGCCGAAUCCCUGGCAAGGAGAAGAGAGCUUUCCUGCAUAUCAAGAGCCAGAAGGCCUCUCGGUGACUGGAAUGACUGAACUCGGUCUUGAGCGGGUACCCUCUGAGACGCGAUCUGCUCCGGCGCCUGUGACCCGACGAGGACGACGUAUGACAAAGACUGAGCAACCUCCGCGACACUCGUCCUUGACUGAAGUCCACAGGAUGAAAGAGCGAGUAAGGAGGCCGUCGUUCGUAUCAACGAAAGCCAGCCCCGCGCGGCCAGCCAUGGCGACAGUCAGCGUCAAGACUGCGGAGUCACCUCGUCUUAACCCCAUCUACAACCACCCCGGAUCUGGGUACCUGCCUCUGCAUCAAAACAAAGAGCCGGUCAAAACAGCGCAAACGAUCAACUCGGACCUUGGCACGUACAAAAUGAUGUGGGAAGACGAGCCAUCCCCCGGCUCUGGAGGCAGUACUGGAACGAUGCUCGGACAGCCUUCCUGCGAGGAACACCUCUUGCCUACAGAUCCUCCUGGCGAUGACCGUCUCGUGGCACCAACACCCAUGUUGGAGAAGGUGAGAUCUCGACUUACAGCAUGGACUUGGGAAAGGCAACAGUCUCCAGAGAACAAUGCUGGCUGGCUGCCGCUUCUCGAUACUGCUGGUCAGCGCCGUGCGAUGACAUCCGAUCACAGUGACAGUCGUGAACUCCCACCUGGCCCACCAAACACUGCUCUACACUCUGAAGAGCCUUCCCGGCCCCAUUCACCUGGCAAAUCUCCCAUGGAAGAAGAUGAUGAGUCAGACCAGCCGAUAGAGAUCCGCAGCAGGGGUAUUAUCGCCACCAGUCCAAAGCUUCACACAGCCCAUCAGACACGCGCUCCAUCCCCAGUGAACGAGGACAGCCUCGCACCUCCUCGAAGGAACAGUCUGCCUGCCUCUCCGACCAUACCCCAGCUGUCGAAUCUUGCACUGGAAGAUUUGCGAUUCGAAUCACACCGCGAUUCAGUGGAAAUUACUCGCGGACACAUAUGGAUCGAAGGGCUCGAUCAUCGCAAUCGAGAGAGACCGAACAGCCUACUGCUGGCAGCGAGAGACUCGUUCAAGCUGGCCAAGAACAGGAUUGACGCCCCAUGGCCGAGAGCCACUGCUUCAGAGACGCAGGCCUUUGCCAAGCCAGCUGGUUCCGCCAUCCAGUGGUCGCGAUUCGGCGGACUGAGUCCAAUACCUGAUGGCAGUCCACCCAAUGCUAGGUCAGGUAGUUUCGAGCUACCAAGCACCGAGUCCAGCGUGCAGAGUGGUAGUUCGAAUGCGCAACACCAAGGAUCCGCAGAUGUCAGUCCACGCAAAGUCCCAGACCAAAAGAACAUCGCAGGAGCUAAUCCACAAGUCGCCGGGAGUGUGGAGCUCCAGAAACGUUUGGAGCGACUAGAACAGCGAGUCCAGGUCUUGGAAGACAGAAUCGCACUCGAUCGACGGAAAUGA